Drosophila kikkawai is the source of this 1372-nucleotide messenger RNA. RefSeq lists its product as uncharacterized. Gene Ontology annotation, biological process: tRNA methylation. NCBI's taxonomy places the organism in Eukaryota, Metazoa, Arthropoda, Insecta, Diptera, Drosophilidae. The record is from RefSeq and is a predicted model, not a curated record. Gene Ontology annotation, molecular function: RNA binding; tRNA (guanine) methyltransferase activity.
GCAGAACUUCGAUAUAAUAGUAUAUGCAAUUUAAAACUGUGUACAAAUAAUGAAAUGAGAUCUAAAGUGUUUAAAGAACUUUUGAAAAUUAACGAAAAGCUGUCCAUAGAGCAUCCCCAGUACACUGAAAACUCCGAGGUGCACAGGCAAAAAAUGCGUAUUGCCUCUGCUUUGAUUGAAUUGCGCCGCUAUUACAAUGGUCCGAUAUCCUUGGAGUCUUUGUUAUUGCCUACCGAUCAGCUCGGAAUAAACCUUAUGCACGAGUUCCUGGUAAGCGUUUAUGCGAAGAACAUAGAUUGGGCGUUGAAUGCAUUACCAAAUUUGGAGCCAAGGCAACAGGAAUCAUAUCUCUCCAUCGCUUAUAUUUUCAUUCGUAAAAAUUUGGGAAACCUUAACGAACAGAACAAAUUAUCUGAAAUGUUUUCGCUACUUCUACCGUUCACAAUGGGAUCCACUCGUUCCACGCGCAUUCUCGCUCAAUUGAUCCUCCAUAAACUAGCUGUCACGUGUGUUGAAGGAAGCAUUUGUAUUCCCCUCGCUGAAAUCCUGGUAAACUCAAUAGAAACGUCGUUGGGGGAAAAGCUUCACGACCUUCAAAGUGAUCCUCGGCUUUGGCUUCCAGAUUUUAUCUGGAAUUAUGAUCGUUUAUGCUGUAUUUUGUAUAUAACAAAUGUGCCCUUCGAUGAAAUCCAUAAUUAUUCCAAAUAUAUUUCAUACAAAAAUAUUCGUCACGCAUUUGCUGCAAGAAAAUUGCCAUCAUCCGGGGAAGUCGCACCUCCUCAAACCCGUUCCGAAGGAAGCAUACUCCCCUCCACGGAAGCUAACAAUUCAGGCAAUACCUCUGGUCUGGAUCUUAUAUUAGUGGCUUCUCUUCUUGAUAGUGAAAUCAAUUUCCCAGCACUGAGGCGCACCUGCGAGAAGUUUGGAUUUCAAUCUCUGGUUGUUGCCGAGGAAUCACAUUUGGCGGAGACUAGUCCUAGCCAUUUAAGCAUCGUUAAGGUAAAGUCCGAAAACCUAGUGGAAUUUAUUCUGGCAAAGCAGGCCGAGGGUUAUAAAGCUGUUAGUUCUAAAGGAUCUGCCGGCACACCCAAAUUCGACCUUUUCAAGUUUCCAAAGAAGUGUAUACUGGUGUUGGGGCACGAAAAGCAUGGAAUACCUAUUAACGUGACGGGAGUGCUAGACUAUGUCGUGGAGAUUCCACAAUUCGUCUCUCAGGAUACAAAUUUUGAAGCAUCACUGCUUAUUUGGGAGUUUUUCAAACAGCAUUGUGCCUAGGCUUACACCCUUUUUGUAGUAUUAAACUGAAGUACUGGUUUUUUUUUUCUUAAAUAAUAAUUACACUUACCUGCUGUACAGUAAAGGCAGAUACAAU